Messenger RNA from Paraphaeosphaeria sporulosa, 3334 nucleotides. RefSeq names its product vacuolar morphogenesis protein AvaB. The coding region runs from base 77 to 3292 and encodes 1071 amino acids. Gene Ontology annotation, cellular component: cytoplasm; fungal-type vacuole membrane. Gene Ontology annotation, molecular function: protein binding. The record is from RefSeq and is a predicted model, not a curated record. Lineage: Eukaryota; Fungi; Ascomycota; Dothideomycetes; Pleosporales; Didymosphaeriaceae. The transcript has 3 exons. Gene Ontology annotation, biological process: intracellular protein transport; endosomal vesicle fusion; autophagy.
CGACAGCACCAACGUCGCCGCACACACAGCACCAUGCCCGCAGCGUAAUGCGUCGCCCCGCCCUGCCGCCCUCACCAUGCUGUCCGCUUUCACAGCCCGGCCGAUCAUCGAGCUGAAGCCGCGCGACAAGUCCAAGAUCGAAUCCAUCCUCGCCUAUGGCAACAGGGUGCUCGUGGGCCUCAACACGGGCUCCCUGCGCAUCUACCGCGUCAACGAGACCACCGAAGACGACGAGCAGCCCGCGCAGAAUGGCGAGCACAACGGCAGCGACGGGGCCGAGCCGCAGGCGCCCAGGGUCAAGCCGGUAGACCUGCUGCGCGAGGAGGACAAGUUCUCGCGCCGCCCCGUGCAGCAGCUGGCCAUCAUCAAGGAGGCCAACAUCCUCCUGUCGCUGUCGGACAACCAUGUCUCUGUCUACGACCUGCAGACAUAUGCGCUGCAGGAGAAGCUGGAGCAGACCCGCGGCGCCUCAACCUUCGCCGUGACGAGCAACAUCGUCAAGGACCCCGACACGGGUAUACCCACCAUCAUGAGCAGGCUGGCCGUCGCCGUCAAGCGGAAGAUCAUAUUGUGGACCUGGCAGGACAUGGAGCUGAGCGGCGAUGCUGCCGAGAUCACCCUCGUUGCUUCGGUCAAGAGCCUGACGUGGGCGACGGGCACCAAAAUUGUCGCUGGCAUGGACCCUGGGUUCGUCAUGGUCAACGUCGAGAGCCAAGAAAUCCAGGACAUCGUCAAGCCGAAUCCCUUGGGCGAGGCUGGUGGGCCAGGUAGUACUAGAUUCGGCGCCGUCUCUUCAUCGGGCAUGGGCUAUAUGGGCAUGGGAAGCUGGGUGCCAAAGCCUCUGGCAACAAGACUGCAAGAGGGCGAGAUGCUGCUGGCGAAGGACGUGAACAGCUUGUUCAUCGACAGCGACGGGAAUGCCCUCGACAAGCGACAGGUACCCUGGCCAUCGGCGCCGGAGAGCCUCGCAUACUCCUAUCCGUACAUGCUGUCGCUACAGCCGCCGGCCAAGGGAGGACUGGAAAUCAGAAACCCGGAUACGCUCAACCUGCUGCAGACCAUCGCCUUACCAAACGCAAACUUCCUUCAUGUCCCGCAGCCAAACAUCAGCUUAGCUCAUGCUGGGAAAGGCUUCCUCGUAGGCAGCGAUCGAUGCAUCUGGAGAAUGGGCGCGCAGAGCUACGAGUCGCAGAUUGAUGAGCUUGUGGCCAACGGUCGUUUCGAUGAGGCACUCAGUCUGCUAAAUAUGCUGGAAGACACUCUUCUCCUCGACAAGGAAGAUAGAACACGAGAGAUCAUGAUGCUCAAGGCAGGGGCAUUGUUUGAGCUACGCAAAUUUCGCGAGGCCAUGGAUCUGUUCACGGAUGCGAAAGCGCCCCCGGAGCGUGUCAUUGCGCUAUACCCCAAGUCCAUCGCAGGCAACUAUUCUUCGGUGGAAAGUGUGAAAGAUGAUGAGAGUGUCGUCGAUGAAGAGGAGACAACGAACGGAGACAGGGCUCCCGCUGAAAGCAAGGAAGCGCUCUCGACGGCGGCAAACACAAUCGGACGUUCGAUGAUGGGCAGACUGGUGGGCCAUAAGAAGGUGGACUCGGAUACUGCAUCCAUCAGAUCAUCAAUGAACACCUCAAAGGAAGAUACGACCGACGCUGCUAGCAUCAAAGGAAAGACGUCGGAGACCAUUCUACCGGACAAGACCCUCGAAGGCAAAGACUUGAAGCUCGCGGUGCACGCGCUGCAGUCAUACCUGGCACAGUGUCGUGUCCAGAUCAAGCGCUACAUCGAUAUUGAUGGCACACUGAAAGAGGCGCUGCCCCAGCAAAGCGAAAGCCAGGCAGAAGAAUAUAAGCCACCGUUUCACUGCUUCAUACAAAAGACAACGCCGCUUGCGCAUGUGGACUGGGCUGCCGAGCUUCUGAAAGCUGCCCAGCUCGUCGACACUACCCUUUUCCGUGCAUACAUGCUGGCCAGCCCAGGUCUCGCUGGUCCGUUAUUUCGUCUCCCCAACUUUUGCGAGCCGGGUGUGGUGCAAGAAAAGCUCUACGAGACGGGUCGGUACGCCGAUCUAAUCGACUUCCUCCACGGCAAGAGACUGCACCGUCAGGCGUUGGAGCUCCUCGCAAAAUUCGGGAAAAACGAUGCAGAAGAGGAAGUUUCGUCCGCGCUCCAAGGCCCCCAGCGAACUGUCGGCUAUCUGCAACAGCUCCCACCUGAGAUGAUAGACCUCAUCCUCGAAUUUGCAGAGUGGCCGUUGCGCACCGACCCCAAGCUCGGCAUGGAAGUGUUCCUCGCGGAUACCGAGAAUGCGGAAACACUGCCUCGUCACCGAGUGGUAGAAUUUCUAGAAAAAAUCGACGCGAAGCUCGCCGUGAAGUAUCUCGAACACAUCAUUGAGGAGCUCAAUGAUCUGACGCCAGAUUUCCACCAAAAGCUUGUCGACCUCUUCCUAGAAAGGCUCAGAACCCACGACUUCUCAGACGACGAGGAAAAGCAACGCUGGAGAGUAAGACUACAGACCUUCCUCAAGACAAGCACAAACUACAACACCAUGCGCGUAUUCAGACAGCUGCCCGCCGACGACGCAGACUACUACGAAGCGCGUGCCGUCGUGCUCAGCAAGAUGGGAAACCACAAGCAAGCACUUCAGAUCUAUGUCUUCGACAUGAAGGAUUAUGACAAAGCAGAGGAAUACUGCAAUGCAACGUACCUCUCCACGGUCCCCGCCUCCCCAAUCCACAGCUCCUCCUUCCACCCCUCCUCCACACCUGCGCCCGCACCACAGCCCCUGGUGGACGGAGACGAACCCUCCAUCUACCAUACCCUCCUAUCACUCUACCUCUCUCCGCCGCACCCGCACGCCGCCAAUUGGCCUCCCGCCCUCGCCCUCCUCUCCCGCCAUGGCGCCCGCUUGCCGGCGAAUACUACGCUGGACCUCGUGCCGCCCUCCCUGCCUGUCAAAGAUCUAGAGAGCUACUUCAAGGGACGCAUAAGGAGUGCGAACUCCCUGCUUAACAGCGAGAGGAUAGUUGCGCGGCUGAGGGGCGUGGAGAAGGUUGAUGUCGAGGCUGCUGUACUAUUAGGCGAGGGAGGUGCGGAUGGAAAGGGUAAGGGAAAGCCUGGGGGUUUGAAUCGCAGGGUAGUCAUCACCGAGGAGAGACAUUGUGCGGUUUGUCAUAAGCGGUUUGGGGGAAGCGCUAUUAGGGUUUAUGCAGAUGGUGGGGUUGUGCACAGUGGGUGUUUGAGGGGGAGUGUGGGGAGGAAAGGGACGCAGAGGGAGAGUGUGGGGUGGAGAUAGGGAGAGAGAUGGGAUGGCAUGGCAUGAUACCCGUAGCUUGCU